Molecule: messenger RNA, 4590 nt
Organism: Gossypium arboreum
Lineage: Eukaryota; Viridiplantae; Streptophyta; Magnoliopsida; Malvales; Malvaceae
Product: disease resistance protein RPV1-like
Exons: 5
Coding region: 151-4320 (1389 amino acids)
Biological process (GO): defense response; signal transduction
Molecular function (GO): ADP binding
Source: RefSeq, a predicted model, not a curated record
UAGGUGACACUGAAACGUGUUCCUCACUUAGCCUCGUAUUCUGAGUGUCAGUGUCACCAGUACAGGGAGCGAAUGUAAUACUUUUCUUCUCAUGGCUGCUUCAAAUGAAUCUGACCACCUUCUUUUUGCACCCACCGACAUAGGUAAUUUAUGCUAAUAAGUGGGAUCGAAAAGCUAAAGAGGAGAGAGAGAAGAAAUAAAAUGGAGAGCGCCGGUGUAGUUUCAACCACAACUCCGACGUCUUUCAGGCUCCGAUGGGACGUGUUCCUCAGUUUCAGAGGCGAAGAUACUCGUCACGGCAUCACCAACACCCUGUACUGCUCGCUUGUGAGAGAAGGCUUGCGAGUCUUUCGAGAUGAUGACGCUUUGAGACGUGGAGACGAGAUCGCACCGAGUUUGGUGGAAGCCAUCGAAGACUCGGCUGCAUUCGUUGUCAUUCUCUCUGAAAAUUACGCUUCCUCCCAUUGGUGCCUUGAAGAAUUGGCCAGGAUCUGCGAGUUCCAUAGCCGGUGCCGUAGACUGGUUCUGCCUGUGUUCUAUGGGGUUGACCCCUCUCAUGUUCGAAAACAGAUGGGACCUUUUAAGGAAGCCUUCUUUAGCCACGAAAACAGAUUCGGAGAAAAACAGGCCAACAGAUGGAGGGAAGCCAUGGCCAAAGUUGGCUCCCUAGCUGGUUUCGUUAAAAGUGAUGAAAAGGAAUUGAUUCGGGUUCUGCUGAGAGAAGUUCUGCAACAUGUGAAUAAUACACCUGUGGAAGUAGCAACCUACGCAGUUGGACUGGAUACGCGGGUGACACAGCUAAUAAAUCUGUUAGACGUGAAGUCCAGUGGCAUUAAUGUUGUGGGGCUUCAUGGAAUUGGUGGGAUUGGGAAGACAACCCUUGCCAAGGCUGUCUUUAACAAGAUACUCGUACACUUUGACCAGCGCAGCUUUAUCUCAAAUGUCAGAGAACUUUCAAAACAAGAAGACGGUUUAGUAUCUCUCCAGAACAAACUCAUUGGUGAUCUCUUCGGUUCCACUGGUAAAUUUCAUCUUCCUGCCGAUGAAGUCGAUGCUAAUGCCUCGAGAAUCAGAAAGAUUAUUCAUGAAGAAAGGGUUCUAAUUGUCCUGGAUGAUGUCGACCAAGAAAACCAACUGAAUGCACUAGGACUAGGUGCAAGAGGCAAAUGGCAAACUGAUGGCAGUAUUCGGAUCAUUAUUACAACAAGAAAUAAAGGAGUUUUAAAUGAAUGUUAUGUAAAUCGGACUUACGAGGUCGGGGAAUUGCAUUUUGAUCAAGCACUAGAACUUUUCAGCUAUCAUGCGCUCAGAAGAGAGAAACCAACAAAAGAGUUUGAGAAAUUGUCCAGGCAACUUGUAGCUCUCACUGGGAAUUUACCUUUGGCUUUGGAAGUGUUCGGUUCGUUUUUGUUGGACAGGAGGAAGGUAACAGAAUGGGAAGAUGCUUUGAACAAGUUGAGAGAUGUUCGUCCACACGAGCUUCAAGAUGUGCUGAAGAUAAGCUUCGAUGCGCUAGACAGAGAAAAUCAACGCAUAUUCCUAGAUUUAGCCUGCUGUUUUCUCAAUUUGCAUACCAAGAGAGAGGACAUAAUUGAUGUAUUGAGAGGAUGUGGUUUCAAAGCUGAAAUAGGGUUACGAGUUCUUGAGGAAAAAUCUCUGAUUAAGUUCACUGAGGGCGAUGCUCUUUGGAUGCAUGAUCAACUUAGGGACAUGGGAAAAGAGAUUGUGCAAAAUGAAAACGACGAUCCUGGAAUGCGCAGCAGGCUCUGGGAUCGAAACCAAAUCAUGACUGUCCUGCAAAAUAACAAGGGAACAAGAAGAAUUGAGGGUAUUGUGAUGGACAUGAAGAAAGUCGAGAAUGGGAAUCAGGCGGUAGUCUGUACAAAACCAUUUAAAUCAAUGGUUAAUCUAAGAUUGCUUCAAGUGAAUCAUGUGAAACUCGAAGGAAAGUUUAAAUUUGUUCCGCAUGAACUCAAGUGGCUUCAAUGGCAAGGAUGUGCAUUGAAAACUCUUCCUGCUGAUUUUUGUCCUCAAAAGCUUGCUGUCCUUGAUCUCUCAGAAAGCAAAAUCGAACAGCUAUGGAGCUCUUACUCUAACAACGUUGCUGAAAACUUAAUGGUCAUAAACCUGCGUGGUUGCCCUCAUUUGGCUUCUCUUCCUGAUUUAUCAGGACACAAAAACCUGCAAAAGAUUGUUCUCGCGUAUUGUGUAAAACUGAUAAACAUUGACAAGUCAGUUGGUACUUUAAUUUCCUUGCACCACUUGGAUAUGACAGGCUGUUUAAACCUUGUUGAAUUUCCUAGUGAUGUCUCGGGGAUGAAAAACCUUCAAACCCUUGUCCUCACCGAUUGCUCCAAUUUCAAGGAAUUACCUGAGGACAUAGGCAGCAUGAGGUCACUCAAAGAACUAUAUGUUAAUCGAACUGGCAUCGAGAAGCUGCCAGAAUCUAUUUACCGACUCGAGAAACUUGAAAAACUGAGCCUAAAUGGUUGCAUACAUAUCAAACAGUUGCCAAGAUGUGUAGGAAAGCUAGCUUCUCUCAAGGAACUUCAUCUUAAUGGAUCUGGAUUACAAGAAUUGCCUGAUUCUCUUGGAUCUUUGGAGAACCUGGAGAGAUUAAGUUUAAUAUCUUGCGAAUCAUUGACUGCAAUUCCUGAUACUGUUGGCAAUCUCAACUUAUUGAAAGAGUUGCUCAUAGAGGGUAAAGCAAUCACAGAGUUGCCAAAUUCUAUCGGCUCUUUAUCAUAUCUCAAGUGCUUGUAUGUUGGAGGCAUACAGAUGAGGAAAUUGCCAGACUCAAUUCGAGGACUGGUUUCUUCAGUGGAACUUGAUAUAGAAGGCACAUCAAUUACGGGUCUCCCAAGUCAGAUUGGUGAUUUGAGAUUACUUGAGAAGCUUGUGAUAAGGAAUUGCACUUCACUUGAAUCUCUGCCAGAUUCAACCGGGGGCUUGUUUGCUCUCACUUUUAUCAACAUAUUCAAGGCCAGUAUUACUGAGUUGCCAGAGUCUUUUGGGAUGUUGGAAAAUCUCAUCACGUUAAGAUUGAACGAGUGUAGAAAGCUUCAUAAACUUCCAUCCUCAAUGGGAAAUUUGAAGUCAUUGCAUCAUUUGUAUAUGAAGGAAACUGCUGUGACAGAAUUACCAGAAAGCUUUGGCAUGCUCACAUGUUUGAUGGUGCUGAACAUGAGAAAGGAUCCCAACAAGCAAGAGCAACCAAAUUCAUCAUUUGUAGCGUUGCCAGCAUCUUUCUCGAAUCUCUCAUCACUGCAAGAACUUGAUGCUCGGGCCUGGAGAAUAUGUGGUGAAAUCCCAGAUGAUUUUGAGAAGCUGGCAGCAAUAGAGAUUCUGGAUUUGGGUAGCAAUGAUUUUUAUAAACUACCAUCAAGUCUAAGGGGACUUUCACUUCUAAGAGAUCUCAAGCUGCCCAAAUGUGAAAAGCUUCAGUCCCUGCCUCCACUUCCCUCUAGUUUGGAGAAGUUGAAUCUUGCAAACUGUAUAUCAUUGGCGACAUUAUCUGAUCUUUCCAAUAUAAAAGGCUUACAAGAAUUAAACCUUACAAACUGUGAGAAAUUGGUAGAUUUGCCAGGCCUUGAGUCCUUAACGUCCUUGAGAGAAUUGUACAUGAGUAACUGCAGUACCUGCGCUUCAGCAGCAAAGAAAAGACUCUCUAAGGUUUAUCUCAAGAAUCUGAGAAAUCUAAGCAUGCCUGGAAGUAGAAUCCCAGAUUGGUUUACACAAGAUAUGGUUACCUUUUCAAGCCACAAAAUCCUUGAUCUCACUGGGGUGAUAAUCGCGGUUGUUGUUUCCAUUAACCAUGAUAAUCCAGAUGAACUGAGAUACCAGGUGCCUGCCGUGCCGGACAUUCAGGCACAGAUUUUCAAUGGCGAGGAGGCAAUAAUGACCACUGCAUUGAACUUAAUUGGGGUACCUAGAACCAACCAAGACAAUGUUCACUUGUGUCGAUAUCCCGCAUAUCGUCCCUUGGUUUCCAUGUUGAAGGAUGGUUUUAAGAUUAAAGUGACCAGGCGAAACCCGCCCUACGUAAAGGGCGUCGAGCUGAAGAAAGCUGGGAUUUUUCUAGUUUAUGAAAACGAUGAUGAUUAUGGUGGCGAUGAAGAUUCACUGGAUGAGAACCAGCAGUCUGUAUCAGAAAAAUUAGCCAAGUUUUUCAGCUCUCUUGAAGAAAAUGAUGGAGUUGUUCACCAAUCCAACUGCAGCCAUGAAAUAAAAGAAGAGCUUCAACUCCCAGGUAAGAAAAAAAAACGUCGCCCAAUCAACUCGUGCUGCAAUUGGUGCGGGAGGUUAAGCGUAAAAUCAUGAGAGAUCUCAAGGCGUGUAUGCCGAUUUCUUCACUCAAGUUGAACACAGUAUACAUUCUUAGGAUCCAUUUGGAUGGAUAAUGAAAUAAUAUUAGUGAGUUUAAAGACGAGGUGGUGAUUGUGAUUAAAAUUAAUAGUGAAAUAAAUGUAAUUUGGAUGUAAAUAACCAAAUAUAGUGAUAAUAGUUAAGGGAGUUGUAGUAAAAAGGUUAAAUGAUUAUGAAAGAUAUAUAAUUAAAGAAUAGUUAAUAUAUUUUUUUAGAAUUUUACCA